CUCAGCGCGCCCGCGCGGCCCCUUGUGUCCUCAGCGCGCCUGCUCGGCCGCAGAGCUUCCGCUGGUCCUUUCGCGGCUGCUGCUCCUGCACUGACGGCUGGCGCCCGCGCUUCAGAGUUCCUGAUUUGUUCUUGAGACAGCUCUACUCUCAUCUGUACCCAUGGAUGAACUUCAGGAUGUUCAACUCACAGAGAUCAAACCACUUCUAAAUGAUAAGAAUGGUACACGAAACUUCCAGGACUUUGACUGUCAGGAACAUGACAUAGAAACAAAUCAUGGUAUGGUCCAUGUCACUAUAAGAGGCUUACCGAAGGGAAACAGACCAGUUAUCCUAACUUAUCAUGACAUUGGACUCAAUCAUAAAUCCUGUUUUAACACAUUCUUCAACUUUGAGGAUAUGCAGGAGAUCACUCAGCACUUUGCUGUCUGUCAUGUGGAUGCCCCAGGCCAGCAGGAAGGCGCACCUUCUUUCCCAACCGGGUACCAGUACCCUACAAUGGAUGAGCUGGCUGAAAUGCUGCCUCCUGUUCUUACCCACUUAAGUCUGAAAAGCAUCAUUGGGAUUGGAGUUGGAGCUGGAGCUUAUAUCCUCAGCAGAUUUGCACUCAAUCAUCCAGAGCUUGUGGAAGGCCUUUUACUCAUUAACAUUGACCCAUGUGCUAAAGGCUGGAUUGACUGGGCAGCUUCCAAACUCUCCGGCUUUACAACCAAUGUUGUGGACAUUAUUUUGGCUCAUCAUUUUGGGCAGGAAGAACUGCAGGCCAACCUGGACUUGAUUCAAACCUACAGACUGCAUAUUGCUCAAGAUAUCAACCAAGAAAACCUACAGCUCUUCCUGGGUUCCUAUAAUGGACGCAGAGACCUGGAAAUUGAAAGACCCAUACUAGGCCAAAAUGAUAACAGAUUAAAAACAUUAAAGUGCUCUACUUUACUUGUGGUAGGAGACAACUCACCUGCUGUUGAAGCUGUGGUUGAAUGUAAUUCUCGCCUCAGUCCUAUAAAUACAACUUUGCUAAAGAUGGCAGACUGUGGGGGACUACCCCAAGUAGUUCAGCCUGGGAAGCUCACCGAGGCCUUCAAGUACUUUUUGCAGGGAAUGGGCUACAUCCCGUAUGUGCAGCUCAGUCACCUCAGCACCGAGUCAGUACCAUCUGCUGGCAUGACCCGGCUCGCCCGAUCACGAACCCACUCAACCUCAAGUAGCAUCGGCUCUGGAGAAAGUCCCUUCAGCCGGUCUGUCACCAGCAAUCAUUCAGAUGGAACUCAAGAAUCCUGUGAGUCCCCUGAUGCCCUGGACAGACAUCAGACCGUGGAGUUGUCCUGCUAAGCAGAUGCUCCUCCCCGGACCAUGCAAAUCCAUCCUUCUUUAGACCACCACUCCAUACCACAUUUCAUCUGUAAACUGGCCUCCACUAUCUUUAACUCAUGCAUGGCCACUAAACCUUUCUCUAGUAGCCUGGAUUUAUCAUUCUCUGCCCACUCACCCCUUUUUUGUGUGUACCAAGAACCACAUCCGUGCCAUUACUGUAACAUUCCAACAUCUUUAACUGAUCUGAUUUCCAUAUCUUCUCUUGCCAGCUUUUUUCUGUGCUCCCUCAACUAUGUAUCUGAUCCGAUUCUUUGAUCCCCGACUCUGUGUGUGCAAGCACAUGUAUCCAUGUUUGUGUGUGCAUAGUUCUGUGAUUUUAGACAUGCUUUCUUGUAGUGCUUCUGCAAAAAAAAAAAAAAGGGACUUUUUUUUUUUUUGCAUUCUCAAUGGUGUUUUUUAAGGGAAAGCUACAAAACAGAUACCUAGAUGAGCUAGGCCACUAGAUUCUCUUUUUGUUCCAAAUUGGUCAACAAGAUUUGCAGAAUGAUUUCUAGAGAGAGCAACUCUGAGCAAUGUGGAAAACUGUAAUUACUGUUUGGACUAUUGAUUGAUUCUGACCAGUAGCAAAAGGGUUGUCUUUUACAUAGAGAGGUAGGCAAGGAGGCCAGCUACCUCCUUCUUUCCAAAUGGCUUCACAUAGCCUAUUCUACGAAUAAAAGGGAAGAAAUACAUCCUGCUGGAAGCUUGUGAACGAUGAGGUUCUGACACAACAUGAAGUUUUCUCUGAAGGAGUGGCUCUAUUUCUAGACUGUCUUAGCAUAGGGAGUAGAAAACAAAAUGUCAGGCCUUCACCCACAGAGCAAAACUGCUGUCACUACCAUCUGAUUACCAUUUUCCAGACAUGCACCCAUCUGCAAGAAGAGCCUCUCCACUGUGUGAUAGAGAGUGGUUCUCCAUCCCUUGAUCCCAAAACAAGGGACUGGUGUAACCUAAAAACCAUAUCAGUGGUGAGGAUAUGUAUGGGAGGAGAGGAACAACCAUUGACAAUAUCAUGUUGAGUAACUACAGCCUUGAUUUUAGCAGACUUAAUAGAAGCUAAAUUAAAUAGAAGCAGAACCCAUUUCUGAGAAAGAUUCUUAAUUCUAUAAACUCUGGCUUGUAAGAGGGAAGGAGCCAAUUUGUAAGGGCAGCCUGUACAGGUAAAAUUAUUUUCUGCUCUCUGCCUGCUGUAAGUGAGGGGAUCCCAGCCAGCCAGAGAGCACCACUGGGAAGAGGAAAAAAGAACCCUGGAGACAGCUGCCACACAGCUGGAGCCCAGCUCUUGGGAACAUUUAGCUAUAAGCUCAGGGUUACACCGUUCCGAAUCUUGGGAGAAGACUUUUCAGACACAUUGUUUUGCUUUCUGCUAAGAUAAGGAAUGCGUCACUCUGUCAGAGUAUGACUUUUUACAAAUUAUUAAAUAAAGCUGUAUAUGUCUCAUUGUUA
Heterocephalus glaber (naked mole-rat) is the source of this 2794-nucleotide messenger RNA. RefSeq names its product NDRG family member 3 (gene Ndrg3). The record is from RefSeq and is a predicted model, not a curated record. Lineage: Eukaryota; Metazoa; Chordata; Mammalia; Rodentia; Bathyergidae.